This is a messenger RNA of Bathycoccus prasinos, 3012 nucleotides long. RefSeq names its product CMP-N-acetylneuraminate-poly-alpha-2, 8-sialyltran sferase. The record is from RefSeq and is a predicted model, not a curated record. NCBI's taxonomy places the organism in Eukaryota, Viridiplantae, Chlorophyta, Mamiellophyceae, Mamiellales, Bathycoccaceae. The coding region runs from base 1 to 3012 and encodes 1003 amino acids. Gene Ontology annotation, molecular function: sialyltransferase activity. The transcript has a single exon.
AUGGCGUCGCUUCCUUUCUUCCAAUCCCAUCACGAUUUGGCGCACAAACAUCGCAUCGAACACGAACGAGCGCACUCGGGAAAUUCUAUGCACUCCCUGAGAACAGAAAUCGAUCGAACCGUGGACGCAAAGGAGGAGCUAUCUCUCCUUCGGAAGUACGGGACGAAAGUCGUCAAAGGGAGUUUAAGAGGUUUCGUGGAAGGACGUUUGGACGAAGUUGCCAGAAGGACAGAGAGAGAGUUGAGUAAAACGUUGGGGACGGGAGCGGAGAACGGCGGGGGCGAUUUGGCCUCGAACUUAGUGAGAACGUCUCGAUCGCAAGCGGCGAUGAGGAAUUUUGGACGAGUGCCGUUUCACGAGAGCAGCACGAGUAGUUUAGGCGCUUCCGGAAUGAAAUCGUCCGGACAAGGUACGGCGAAGAACAAACGCAAUAAUAAACAAAGCGCAAACGCGAAAAGAGAAUCGCUCGCGGAAAAGUUGGAGCAGUUGGAAAAGAUUAACCAGAAAGCGAGAGAAAAAUUAGAGAGUGGUUCGGACGCGUCAGAGUUGUUCGCGGAAGCUGCCAUGACGCAAGAAUCGUGGGCAGACGCGAUGAAGAUGGCGAAACAUUCAACCGGAUGGAAAGGUGGAGGUAAAGCGUUCAUGGAGCGGUUGCAAAGCCAGAGAGACGAGUACAAGGAGAAAGCGAGCGCGGUGUUCAUGUCGGACGAAGACGUCGCCAAAGCGGACGCGCUGAUUCACCAAAAGCAAAGAGAGGAGAAAGAAAAUAGAAAACGACGAUUCUUUGGUGGAUUUAGACAUAACAAAAGGAAAGAUAUGGACGCGACGUUGGACGAAGACACGAAGACGCACUUUGAAACUAUUCUCGGUGGAAUUUCUGGCGUGCAAAGCGACGCGGAAUCAUUGUUAGAAAGAACUGAAGACGAGAAAGGAAGUUUAGUUUCGCACGCGCGCGAGAAACAAGAGGCAUAUUUGAAGAGACACAACUCCAAGUCUAGAGAUAUCCCCUCGUGGUUGCAAGCGAGGUUGGAGUCGAACACCUAUUCCGCGUCGGAAUCCGAUCCGUUGGAGAUCGAGCCAAAUAACUUAGCAAGAUGGAUACCGGCUAUUGCGGCGAGAGAGCACGUUCUGCCAAAGCGUUCAAGGAACGGGUUGGAGUGCUCGUCGUCGCCGGUAACGGCGGAUUUAAGAGACAGCGGUCGUUUGAUGCAAAGAGAUUUAAAGUAUUUGCAGAGAGUGUGGUCGUCGCUCGAUGCGACGAGAUUGGCGCAGGGAUUAUGGGCAAGAAUGCCUUUACUUUCCGAAGGUUCAAACGUUAUUUUCAGAGAUAGAGUAGCUUCAUCGUCCUCGACUUCUUCCAGAGAAUCUCGAUCGGACGCGUCGGCGACGCCGAGAGCACACAAACCGAGAGUUCACAAAGAACACCGACCGGCUGAAAUGUCUACGGAUACGAACGAAGCUAUUGAACAGUUGCGAGCAGCUAUUGCGAAAGGUAAAGCUUUCAAAGAUGAUGAUGACGACGAAGAGGAAGAUGACGAUGACGAAGAGGAAGAAGAGGAAGAGCAAAUGGAGCAAAAACCGCAAACCGCAGAGAACGCGGAGCAGCAAUCGGCAGAGGUUUUGAACACAGUAGCUCAGGCUUUAAAUCUCGAUAGCACCGAUAUAGAAGAGCUUGGAUUAGUUAGCAUAAAGAACAGAGACAAGGAAGGCCGCGAGGUUGUUUUAGAUGCAGCGAUGUUGGAAAAACCUAUCGGGGAGGACGGAGAGAACGGUGCAGAAGAAGACGGAAUUGAAGAGGGAGGAGAUGAAAAUGCGAAUAACAAAGAUGAGGACACCGAGCAAGAACAACAGCCACAACAACAGCAAGGUAAAGAUGGGAACGAUGACAAUUAUUCGAACGAUGCAAGCGUCGUUGUAAGUGGUGAUGAUAACACGGACGAUGUUGGUGAAGAAGUACCGGAGAGACGACGACGACGUCGACGACUUUUGAGCACGUCGCAAAAGCCGCGGAGUAUUCCUUUGACUUUACAUCGAGCCAUGCUCUUUCCGGAUGAUUAUCACACAUCGGACAAGUAUUGUCCUGCCGGCAUGAAAGGUUGUACCGAGUCAGAGCGUAGGUUGCCGCGCGCGAUUGAGUUGAAACAAGAGACAUUUGUGGACGGCGUCACGCAACGAGGCGGCGCAGAUGGCGACUUGCUUCAAGUUAAACAAGGCGAGCGACAGCGUUUAAAACUCAAACUCGAUUUAGUCGGCGUGUUACCGUUAAAUGACGAGGACUAUGAAUUCAAAACGUGUGCCGUGGUUGGUAAUUCUGGCGUACUUUUGAAAUCCAAACAAGGCAAAGAGAUUGAUGAACACGAAAAAGUGUUUCGAAUCAACUACGCGCCAACGGCAGGAUACGAAGAAGACGUCGGCUCGAGAACAGAUUUCGAUUUCGUGAACUUACAACAUGUGAAACCAUUCAUUGCUGGUCGUACGCGCUUGGGAGGUUCCAUUCCGGAAAGUUCUCGCUCUGCGUUACGAAACACGACUUUGGUACUGUUUGAAAUUUUCAAUCCGUUUGCGCGUUAUCAUUACUACGCGCCGUUAUUGAAGCGGUUAGAAACAGCGCGAGUUUCCGGUGUUGCAAACGAGCACGUAGCUCCAGGAAGCUCCGCGAUUGUAGUUUCUCCUGAAAUCAUCGCACACGCGUUCAAACUUUGGGAAGCUGUCAAAAAAGCCGUGGAACUCGGUGCUGUUUUUGCUGGAUUUCACUCGAAAAGGUUCAAGCCGAAACCAAUGUCUGGCGUCUUUGCGGCUACGUUUGCGUUACACUCGUGCGAGAAAGUUUCUCUUUACGGUUUCUCGCCGUAUUCAAAAACGUCCGCGAUUUCGAGCGAUUCUAACAAGUAUCAUUACUUUGAUUCCAUCACUGGUACGACGACGCAUCACUCGUUUGAUUUAGCGUAUGAGUUUUACAGACAACUGUCGCUUUGGCCUUGCGGCGGCAUAGCGUUGGAUAUAAAAACUUAA